AUGACGAGCAUGGAUGCUGAAGAAGAAUACGAUGAGCUAGACGAUCUGCUUGACGAGGACCCCAGUAAACUGGAAGCCGAUUCAACGCCAGAAGGGUCGUCAGCGGACGCUGGGAAGCAGGCAAAUGCAGUUGAAGAACUGGAUGAUCCCGAGGUGAAAGAGAUGAUGGACGAUUUGCAGAAGGAGUUCUCGAAUCUGAUGAAGGACGGUGGUAUGAAGGAGCAAGAGAAAGCCGAACAGGCUGCAAACUUCCAGAAGAUCCUCGGAAUGCUGGGAGACGCUAGCAAGACGACUGCCAAGUCUGAUGGCGGCUCUAAAGAGCCGCAAGGCUUCAAAAAUGUUGUUUCCAAGACGCUGGAGAGGCUGAAAGAGAACGGCAGUAAAGUGGAUUCCAACCUGGCCAAGGAAGAGAAACAAAAGAACACGGACGACGUACUGUCGCAGCUCCUCGAUCAACUUGUGGAGUCCGGCAACGUCGGCGGCGGCCAGGACGGCGAGGAGGGUGUAGACAACGCCAUCCUGCAGAUCCUCAACCAGAUGUCUUCGAAGGAAGUUCUCUACCAGCCGAUGAAGGAGAUGCACGCAGAGUUCAUCCAGUGGCUGCAGGACCACUCCGAAGACGAGGAGCAUAGCGAGAAGAUCGACACAUACAAGAAGCAAUACCAUCUCGUCGGCCAAAUCAUUGCAGUGUUCGAGGGCGACUCUUACACGAACGAAGCCAACAGAGAGGAGAUAACUGAUCUCCUGGACCAGCUGGAGCAGCUCGGCGACUCCCCGGUCAGCAAGGGCUUCAACAACGCGAAUGGAGGCAACGAACUGGAUGACCUCGCCAAGAUGUUGGAGAUCGACGGAGACGACAAAAACCUCGGAAAUCUCGACAAGGAAUUACAGGACACUUGCAAACAGCAAUAG
Torulaspora globosa is the source of this 912-nucleotide messenger RNA. RefSeq names its product Pex19p (gene PEX19). The transcript has a single exon. Gene Ontology annotation, biological process: protein import into peroxisome membrane. NCBI's taxonomy places the organism in Eukaryota, Fungi, Ascomycota, Saccharomycetes, Saccharomycetales, Saccharomycetaceae. Gene Ontology annotation, cellular component: peroxisomal membrane; peroxisome. The record is from RefSeq and is a predicted model, not a curated record. The coding region runs from base 1 to 912 and encodes 303 amino acids.